AUGGCACAACCAAACAUGAUGGUUGAACUAUCUAUGGUACAACCACACUCAUUUACUCCACCACCCCUUCCCACAUUAUUGCCCAAAAGUGUUGUUAGCUACCCGGUUCACAAAACCCUAGCAACUGCAGCCAAUCUUGCAAACCUUCUACCAACCGGUACAGUCCUUGCAUUUCAAGCCUUGACACCUUCGUUCUCCAAUAAUGGCACUUGCCAAAUCGCCAACAUGUGCCUCACUACAUCCCUCGUCGGAUUCUGUGCUAUCAUUUGCUUCCUCUCCUCUUUCACCGACAGCUUCCUUGGCUCUGAUGGCAAGUGCUACUAUGGUAUUGCCACGUUCAAAGGCCUAUAUGUCUUCAACUACAAUAAUCAUGAAGGGGAAGAGAGAAAGAGCUUGGAGUACUUGGCUAGGUUCAAAAUCAACAGGAUAGACUUUGUUCACGCCUUUGUGUCACUCUUCGUGUUCUUGGUCUUCGCCAUGAGUGACUAUGAGGUGCAAACUUGUCUAUUUCCUGAAGUAGGAGCAAAUGAGAAUGCAUUGAUAAUGAAUUUGCCACUAGGAGCUGGGGUUUUGUCAAGCUUUUUGUUCAUUAUCUUCCCAACUACAAGAAGAGGGAUUGGGUAUGCGGACAUGACUCCCUAG
Messenger RNA from Camellia sinensis, 642 nucleotides. RefSeq names its product protein DMP10. Lineage: Eukaryota; Viridiplantae; Streptophyta; Magnoliopsida; Ericales; Theaceae. The record is from RefSeq and is a predicted model, not a curated record. Gene Ontology annotation, biological process: endomembrane system organization.